AUGUCGGGAGAACCCCGACAGAGCAGAUUAGCUGAGGCCAAGAGAAAGCUGAGGGACUACCAGCAGAGAAACAGCUUGGGGUGUCCUGCAGGAGCCAGGAAGAAAGGGAAGAACAAACGUGUCCGCAGGCCAGAGACACCCGCUUCUGGCAGCUGGAAGUCAUCGAAAGAUGUGGCACAGACGCGCCUGGGUGCCUGGGACCAGGCGGCCUCUGCGGUGGGAGUCUGUUUUUGCAGCCUGCUUACCGGGGGAUCCCCACGAAAACGUCAGGACAUUCCGCAGGUGCUGGUGUCCAACCUUAGCCGCUCCAAUGGGGCGCCCUGCGGCUGCGCCCCUCCUGCGGAGACACCGGCUGGCGACCACAACACCGUGUGCCCUGGUGUCCCUCCUCCUGACGCCACCCUCCCUGACGGGAACAGCACGGUGUCCACUCAGGCUGUCUCUUCUACCAAAGGCCUGCGGCAACUCUCCUGUCAGCUGAAUGGACUUCCAGCAGAGAAACAAAAGAACCAGGAAUCUUUGGAUCAGCUGGAAAAAGAGAAGAAAGACCAUGAGUGGAAGCUGGUGAGGGAACAAGGUGCGCUCCGGGAGCAGUUACAGAGUCACAUCCAGACCAUCGGGAUUCUGGUGUCUGAGAAGACGGAACUGAGGGCUGCGCUGGCCGAUGCUCAGCAGGCAGCCAGGCAGAAAGCAGGCGAGUCGGAGGAACUGGUUGGUCGCCUCCAGUCUGCGUGUCUGCAUGUUGGAGAGCUGGAGUGCAUGCUCUCUGCUGUCUCCACCCAUCGCAGACAGUCUGACCAGCACAACAAGGAGCUAAUCCAAGAGAGAGAUGCUCUCAAGCUGGAGUUAUCCGAGAACAAAAAAGCCAAUGAGGACCUGCAGCAGUGCCACUCCGAGCUGGAGGAGCGGCUCCGGCUCUUGUUGGAGGAGAAGGACACCAUGCAGGCGAGACUGGAGGACCUGGAGAAGAAGCUGGAGAUGUCUGAACUGCUGUCGAAGCAGGUGGAGGAGAAACAUCAAGAGGUUCAGGAGCUGCAGCAGCAGCAGGACCAGUACUUUGGUCACCUUCACCAGUACAUGACUGCCUACCAGCAGCACGUGGUCGCCUACCAGCAGCUGGCCAACGAGAGGGAUGUCCUGCAGAAGCAGGUGCUGCUUAACACCCAGCUUGUCCACCAGAUGCAGCACGAACAAGAGCAGAAGAAGAUGGAGGUGGAGUUGGCCCGCCAAGAGCUUCAGGAAACACAGGGCCGCCUAGAGGCUGCCAGCAAUCAGAACGAGCAGCUGAAGGCCCAGCUGAAGCUCAUGGCUCAAACUGGAGCAAGAGAAGAAGAGGCGGACAAGAGUCCCCUGCUGAAGCUCAGCAUCCUGGACGACCUGGACAGCCGCGAGGCCGUGGUGGCAUUUUUUAACAAGGACUUGGCAGGUGUUGAGGAAGAGUGGGCACGGCUACGCGGGCAGCUAAAGGGGCAAAAGCAGCUCUGCUGGCGCCUGGCUCAGCAGGCGGCCGCAUCAGAUGAGGAGCCCGAGAAGAUGGAGGCCCCAGCCCCCAGGACGGGGGGGGAACGUGUUUCUGGGGAGACCCACCAGGCCCUUCAGGGAGCCAUGGACAAACUGCAGGGGCUCCUGCAGAAGAAAGCAGCCUUAAAGGAGCGGGUGGAGGAGCUGGAGCUUCGAUGCAUCCAGCUUUCUCGAGAGAAAGAUACCAUCGGAGAAUACAUCAUUCUCUACACGCACCAGAUAGCACUGAUGAGGGCGGAGCUCCGCGAGAAGCAGCAGCACAUCAGCCAGCUGGCCCAGGACAAAGAGGAGAUGAAGGUGAAGCUGUCGAAUAUGCGAAAGCUGCUAUUCCGGGUGGCAGUGGAGCGCAGCGAAUGGCGGGCGAAGUUCCAAGCAGCCAACCAGAACCCUGCUGCUGAGCCCACCGGCGCACAACCAGCCCCCAAGGAGCCUGGUGAUGCCAAGGGCCAAGAACCGAGUGAGGUGCGCCUCGCCGCCGCCUUGCGGCCAACCCAGGGAUAG
Messenger RNA from Talpa occidentalis (Iberian mole), 2022 nucleotides. Its product is annotated as golgin subfamily A member 2-like. Gene Ontology annotation, biological process: Golgi organization; spindle assembly. Gene Ontology annotation, cellular component: cis-Golgi network; Golgi cisterna membrane; Golgi apparatus. Lineage: Eukaryota; Metazoa; Chordata; Mammalia; Eulipotyphla; Talpidae. The record is from RefSeq and is a predicted model, not a curated record.